UCUGGAUGGAGGGUGCAAUUGUGGGUUACUAGGUGUGAGCGAGCGAGUGAUUUUACAAUAAAAUACACCUAAGGACUGCGAUGAAAAGGCGUGCUAUGUGAAUUUGGAAGCGGUGCAAUCGUCUGUUGAUUUGGAGCUGUGGUGUAUAUCUCAUUGCUGAUAGGAAAUCGCGAAAGAAAAUGACAAGAUUAAGACUUGUGUUUUCAACAUUACGAAUUGUUGUGUUGAUUUUCCUGCUGCUGUCAUGCUGCCCUGCCCCGCUUGCUGCUGGCGAGUUUGACCCUUAUGCAGUGUUAGGGAUCGGAAAGAGUGCCACUCAAGCUGAAGUUAAGAAGGUUUACAAGAAACUUGCUCGAGAAUGGCAUCCAGAUAAGAACAAAAGCCCUGGAGCACAGGAUAUGUUUAUUAAAAUUACUAAAUCUUAUGAGCUUCUGUCGAAUGAAGAGAAGAGAGCUAACUAUGAGCGGUAUGGAGAAAGCGCUGGAGAGCAAGACUAUGCACAGCAGCGGCAGCAGUUUCAGCACUUCCACGACAGCUUUUACUUUGACGAAUCUUUCUUUCAUUACCAGUUCAACAAAGGGAGCAGAGACUUUGCAGACAAUAAGUACACGAUUCAUUUCUCUCAGUACAUGAACGACAUUGUCCCGGACAGCUUUAAAAGGCCAUACCUUAUUAAGAUUACCUCGGACUGGUGUUUCAGCUGCAUUCACAUUGAGCCUGUGUGGAAAGAGGUUGUCCUGGAGCUCGAAGCCCUGGGUGUGGGGAUUGGUGUAGUGGAUGUGGGAUAUGAACGUCGCCUGGCAAACCACCUCGGAGCACACCGCACACCCUCUAUUCUUGGACUCAUCAAUGGGAAAGUUACAUUCUUUCAUUAUGCUGUGGUGAGGGAACAUCUGCGGCAGUUUGUGGAGAACCUGCUUCCAACAAGGCUUGUGGAGAAGGUCACCGAUAAGAACUAUAUGCAGUUCUUGAAUAGCUGGCAUGAAGAAAACAAACCCCACGUGCUGCUGUUUGAUCAAGUGCCUGUUGUACCUCUCUUAUAUAAGCUGACAGCUUUUGCCUAUAAAGAUUAUGUCCGGUUUGGAUACGUCAACCAGGGUCUGUUUGAAACGGAGACUUUGAUCCAGCAGUACAAGAUCAACACAUACGCUCCCACCAUGUUACUCUUCAAGGAGCGCACGGACAAGCCUGCUGACAUCAUCCAGGCUAGAGGCAUGAAGAAGCAAAUCAUUGAUGAGUUUGUUUCUAACAAUAAGUUCCUCUUGGUUCCCCGACUUGUAAACCAGAAGCUCUUCGAGGAGCUGUGCCCAGUGAAGCAGUUCCAUCGGCGGAGAAAGUAUUGUGUCCUGUUGGUAACAAGUGGAGAGGACUCCUUUAACAAUGGAAUAGAGGAAUUCCUCUCGUUUGCUGCUUCUAACACCAAAGAGAUUUUUAGGUUUGCCUAUGUCUAUCAGAAACAGCAACAAGCCUUGUGUGAUGUGUUGCUGAAGGACAAAGAGAGCGUCCCAUCUCAGGUUUUAAUUCUGGAGAGGCGCAACACAGCAGGAAAAGUGAGCUAUAAAUCAGUGCCGGGCGGGUGGAAUGGAAGUGAAGAAGAGAAGUCUCAGCUCCAGGAACAGCUGGAGCUGCUGCAGAAGGACUCUGCUUUCCUCACCAGCGUUGCUGUACUUCCAGAGCUCAACAACGAGUUUGCUUCUAUGUUUCUUCUGCAGUGGAUCUAUGCUGCGUAUGACUAUGUCUCCCAGAUUGGUGAUGAUUUACUGCACAACAACUGGCGUGAAAUGAUGCCUCUCCUGUCCUUGAUCUUCUCUGCACUCUUCAUCUUGUUUGGAACAGUUGUUAUUCAGGCUUUCAGUGACUCGAGUGACGAAAAACAAACCAAGCCAAAGACAAAAGACGAGCCGCAAAAUAAUUCUGAGAAUGGCUCCCCCAACGCAAACACAUCCAGCAGGGCUCCAAAGAAAAGCUUUGUGGAGGUGACGGAGCUGACGGAUAUUACCUACACCAGCAACCUGCUUCGUCUGAGGCCGGGCCACAUGAAUGUCGUGCUCGUUCUCACCGAUGCUACCAAGAACGCUCUGCUCAGCAAGUUUGCAAAGGAAGUCUACUCCUUUACUGGGAGCCUCACCUUGCACUUCUCCUUUCUGAACCUGGACAAACACAGCGAGUGGAUGGAGUCCCUUCUGGAGUUCGCUCAGGACGCUGUGCAAAUCGACAGCGACGAGGACGACAGCCAGCACAAAGCGGACUACACGGGAUACGUGUUGGCUUUGAAUGGACACAAGAAGUACCUGUGCUUAUUCAAACCCGUGUACACUGGGGAGGACCUCCACAAGGACGGCAGCACCAGAGCCUCUUCAUCCUCCAGAGACGAAGCAGCGACUCGCAAGAAAACGGCUUCAUCCAGUCUGCAGAUCCACCACAAACUAGACAGGCUGGGCUUGUGGAUGGAGAGGCUACUGGAGGGAACAUUACCCAGAUACUAUAUCCCAUCCUGGCCGGGACUGGACAAAAUGACUACAUCCAAAUAAACAUAGCAAUGAUUUCCAUUCGCUCAAUAAUACCUGUUCUGCUUACCCGACUAGGAGAAAGCACUGCAUUUCUGACUCCACUCCAUUUUAUUGUUUAGCUAAAAAGUGUACUUGUAAAUAGCUGGCAUUGCAUUGUCUGUGUGUGUUGGGGAGCUGCACCAGGGGUCAUUGUGUUCUCAUGGUUUCUCUAGCAAGCUCACUGUUGCAACCCUCCUUGAGUAGGGUGGCGAUAUUCACAAAGAAUAUCCAAGCCAGUCAUGUUGUAAGUGUUGAAUAUUGAGAAUAAGCAGCAAGGUUUUAAAUUAAUUGCUAACCUCUUCAGUGGAGGUACAAUAGUCUCCAUUAUGGAUUUGUUGUUUGUUUUAUUUGUUUUCCUGAAUUUUUCACUUGAACUCAGCUGAAGCCUGUGUGAGCAUGUGGCUUCUAGUCUUCAUUUGUAUGCAUUCAUAGUAAAAGGAACCCACGGCUUCCUGUGUGCAGUUUAGGGGAGGAUCCCUUUUUUGUAACACAAAAGUGCAGGAGACGUGGCUUCACCGAGUCGAAGUGAAUAGCACAGGGAGCGAGCGUGUUCUAAUCUUACUCCAUUGAUGUUUCUGAAAAAGGAGUGGGCGAUCAUGCUCCAUUCAUACAUAAUGUUUUAAUUUACCAACCCCACAAUGGCUGAGGGUUUUACUUCUUGCUAGUUGACCAACCCUCUGGGGUAAAUUUAAAUAAAAUAGUUCACAGUCACAGGAAAUUGUUUUAACCAGAAAUGUACAAUUAUUUCCAAACUCAAACUCCAGACAAGAUUAUAUUUUAAACAAAUUUAGCUUAAAGUUGGUUUAAAAUACAAAUCUCCAUCAGGAACUGGAGUAUUGUAAAGCUUAUAAGAAUCAUCUUAGGCAUGACUGUUAAUGAAAAGCUGCAAAAGGUGUUUUUUUCAUUUCAGUAAUUCAGUUGAAUCCCACCAAUGGUACCC
Molecule: messenger RNA, 3489 nt
Organism: Polyodon spathula (Mississippi paddlefish)
Lineage: Eukaryota; Metazoa; Chordata; Actinopteri; Acipenseriformes; Polyodontidae
Product: dnaJ homolog subfamily C member 16-like
Exons: 15
Coding region: 180-2531 (783 amino acids)
Source: RefSeq, a predicted model, not a curated record